UAUGUUAUCUUUAUUUUCAGAACCUCUGGUAGAAAAUCUUACAUGCGACACGGAACCCUUUAAGUUGAAUUGUGGUCAUGAUGGUCUGGCAGUCUUGACUUCUGCCACAUAUGGUAGAAGUUUACAUCCCAAUAGAUGUGAAACGAAAGCCGAUCACUGUAAAGAAGAUGUUCUAAAGCCGUUGGAUAACAAAUGUUCUGGAAGGAGAAAAUGUGAAAUACCUAAUUUGGCUAGUCACUUUAAGAACUAUUGCGGUGAGGGGGGAUUUCGUAAUGCUCUAACCGCAAAAUAUAAUUGUAUUCGAGAUCCUCUCGAUUUACAGUUUCAAAUUAAAACAUUAUGCGACAUUUAUAGUGACUCAAUUGAAAUUAAAAGUUUAUACGGGGUUAUUGCUAGCGAAUGGCUGAAAGAAACGGGAAAAUGCUCUGACGGUCAAAAAUCUAGAGCUAUAAGAAUAAUGGGAGAAGAGGGACAAAAAAUUAAUCUAACAUUGUGGGAUUUUACAAAAAAGGAUUCAAUCCAACCAUGUUCAAAACCUUACGGAAAAUACAAAGUCUUAGACUCUAAAGAAAUGAAUGAACAACAAAUUUGCAAUCGCUAUGAUCAGCGAACUGUCAAUAUUGGCUUAUUCGACGCUAACCAAGUUGAAAUAUAUUUACUAUAUAGGAAAGAUCACACAUUUUUAUUGGAAUAUCAAGUUGUUGGUUGUCCUCUGCCAAAAUUCGAUCGAAGAAAGCAAAGGGUAGAAGUAACAGGUCGAAUUGCCAAGAUUAUUUGCUUGCAAUCUGAAGAGGAAUGGUCUCUAACUUGUGAUAAUAACAAGUGGUUUGGAAGGUCCGGUAAUUGUAGUGAAACUGCUGCCGCCACUGGACUAUUCGAAUCAAUUCCAUCUGGUAUAUGGAUUGCGAUAAUACUCGGAGUAGCAGUCAUUCUGAGUGUGGCAAUAAUGACUUUUGGGGUCUAUAUUCUCAGAUGGCAAAGAAACCAAUAUUUAAAGCGACAACUGGUGCAAACUCUACAUACAGGAAACGCUCAAGACAAACACUCUUUUACAGAUGUCACUCACGAGCCGCCUUAUAACGCGAAUACAAAAACAUGUGAAAUUUGUACACAAUACUCUCGCCGCCCAUACGGUACAUAUAAACCAGAGCACAUCUACGAGAGUCCGCAUAAUCCCCACAAAGACGAAGGUCGACCCACAUAUUUUGAACUGGAUUCAACUUUACGCUCUAAGGCAGCAGAUAUAGCAAGAAUAUAA
Molecule: messenger RNA, 1258 nt
Organism: Dimorphilus gyrociliatus
Lineage: Eukaryota; Metazoa; Annelida; Polychaeta; Dinophilidae
Source: the annotation of a GenBank genome assembly